GUAAGUUCGUUUGAUUAUACUAUAUAAUAUUUUGAUUGAAUAGAAAAACUGCGCGAAAUUUUUGCUAAUGAUUGAACGGAUUUAUUUAUCUAAAAACGUUAUUGAAGCUCCACGCAGAUACAGUUAUUGAUGAUCUUCAUUAGUCAUGAAAUAUAAACACGAAUCAGAUAAUCAAGAAAAUAAGUUCUAUGAAAGCGUUACUAUAUGAGACUUCUACCGUUAGGGGAAUCACUUGGACUCUACAUGUUCAACAAAUCAAAACUUGAGCAACAGAUGUUUUAGAUAUAAGCUAUAUAGGAAUUAUGACUGUGGCCUUAAGCAAGUAUGAGGAACUCCUCCAACAAUCUGGAGAAAUCUUAGAUAGUCGUAUUAGUGAAGAAGCACUAGAAAAGUUAAAAGAAAAGUACAAGAAUCAUAUACAUUCAAAGCGUAUUUUGAAAGACAUUGCUAGUAUCAGCAGUUUGUUGCAAGUGUUAAAAAAAAGAGGAAUUUUACAAUACAGUAAUAUUGAUAUUUUAAGAUAUAUCAAUAAUGAAUAUGUAAGAGAUGAAUUAAUUAAACAGCAAAUACAAGAUCUUAUCACUAAUUAUUGUCAGUGGUUGCAUGAAAAUUCUAAUUCUAUAAACUUUUUGUAUAAUAGUGCUGUUGUUUCAAAAUAUUCAUCUAUGCAAGAAUCUUCAAGUCAAUUACAAUUAAACAUACCAUUUUCUAUAAGUCACACACAAAUUAACUCAACAUCUAUAUCAUCUGUUGAUAGAGAAAGAGAACUCCAAAAUAUAGUUGUAAUAAAAUUAAGCAAAAACAUUGGAAAUUAUUGGAAAGACGUCUGCAGAAGCUUAAAUAUAGACGAAAAUAUUAUUGAUGAAAUUAAUAUAGAAUUUUCACAAGAACCACCAGGUCAAAAAUAUGAGAAAAUGUUUAAAAGGGGUAUGAUAUUAUAUUUUUCGGAGUUUCGACCUCAGUGGAAAGCAGAACUAUUAAAGGCUUUAAAAAUCGCUAAACGAGUAGACUUACAGGAGAAAGUUCAAGAAAUAAUUAUUCAGACCUCUAAUUAGCAGAAAGUUUUUAGCAGAAAGUUUUUAACAGAAAU
This is a messenger RNA of Phymastichus coffea, 1090 nucleotides long. RefSeq lists its product as uncharacterized. Gene Ontology annotation, molecular function: protein binding. Gene Ontology annotation, biological process: signal transduction. The transcript has 5 exons. Lineage: Eukaryota; Metazoa; Arthropoda; Insecta; Hymenoptera; Eulophidae. The record is from RefSeq and is a predicted model, not a curated record. The coding region runs from base 303 to 1055 and encodes 250 amino acids.